AAAGUUGUCAAAAUUUUUUGGUUAAUUUUGUAAUAAACAUAAAAUAAUUUGUGUAGUGAAAAUGAAAUUAAAAAACAAAAAAUCUUCAAAGUCCAUUUUAUCGGAUAAAAUCGCGGAUGCACUGACUGUAAAACCUCGAGCUGAUAUCGAAGAUGACCAUGUUUUUAAUACAAAACCCAGCACAAUUUCUCGCAAUGAUUUGAGCUCUUCGGAUAGUGAAGAAGAGGCUGCUAUUAGUGAUUUUAGGAAACGAAACGUGAAUUUGUUGAGUGAAAUUAGUAAGAAAUAUGAAGGUCAAGUUGUGUCGCGGAAAGAUAUAGAUGCAGAGAAUUCGCGUGACGGGAGUUUGAGUAAUGAUACUAACACUUAUAGUGCCAGCAUCUCAGAGAAGCAAUCCAAAGCAUUAAUAUCGAAUGACGAUAGUGAAGAAGAAAGUGAUGAUUACAAUAUUACAAAUACUUUAAAACAACUUGACAACAGUCUAGGUGAAGAUUCGGAUGGUUCUGAUAUAGAGUCAGAUGAAACUGAUAAUCGUAAGAAUGACGAUGACGACGACGACGACGACGACGGCGAUGAUGAUGAGGUAGAUGAUGAAGGUGACGGCUACGACAUUAGUCAAAUGGAUGAACCAGCCGAAGAAGAAUUUGAACAUGUUAAGAAGCAAAAUAUGUCUGAAGAAGCUAAGAAAGGCACUUGUGUUAGAAAUCAACUUCUCUUAUGGGAGAAUUUGUUAGAGAUGAGGAUACACUUGCAAAGAUGCAUGAACACCGCAAAUAGGAUGCCUUUAAAUGAUGUUUAUAAUGAGUUAAAAUCUUGUAAUGAAUUUGUAGACGAGACAAGCACUACUAUAAAUAAUGUAGCUAAUGUAUUGGACAAAUUUCUAGCUCUGCAAAAUUUAUUAUUAAAUAAGUUUCCAGAAACAAAGUCAAUCUCAAGUAAAAAACAAACUUCUGAAGAAAAAGCACCAAAGGAUGAAAGUGAUGAAGAGAUUCCAAGUGACACAGAUAAUGAAGAAAUUCCUUCUGACACAGACACAGAAGAGAAUGUAAUUCAAGACAAAAAACACAAUAUUCAAAAGAAAACCACACAAAAGAAACGUAAACUUGUUGAUUAUGAGAGUGAAAUUGCAACAUGCCAUAAAGUUUUCAAAACCUUCAGGGAUUCCACAAUUCAAAAAUGGAAUGAGAAAACUAGACUAGCAACAGCUGCAAACAUCAAAAAUACUCCAACAAACACAAUAUUACAGCAGAUAUCUUACAUUCUAUCUGAUAGAGAUAAACUUAUUCAUAGGACACAGUUGAAACGAUCUGAAUAUGACAUAAUUGGAUACACAAAGGUACCUUCUCAGUCAGAGAAUGAUGACCAAAAUGGAAUGGAUGUGAAUUCUGUAUCGAGAGACAGGAAAGAUAAUGAUGAGUAUAUACCAGAAAUAUUUGAUGACAGUGAUUUUUAUCAUCAAUUGCUUAGAGAAUUGAUCGAAUGUAAGUCAGCAGAUGUAUCAGAUCCUGUUCAGCUCAGUCGGCAGUGGAUAGCGUUACAGCAAAUGAGAAGUAAGAUGAAAAGGAAAGUAGACACGAGAGCUACAAAAGGACGUAAAAUUAAAUAUGUUGUACAUAAUCCAUUGGUGAGCUAUAUGGCUCCAGAAAAAUCAAUCAAAUGGAAUGAUGAGAGUUGUGAUGAAUUGUAUAGUUCACUGUUUGGUAAAAUUUUUGAGAAUAAUAAUGUAGGAAUCAAUGUUAAUUUAGAAAAUGUGUAAACAAUAAAAUAUUUUCGAU
Molecule: messenger RNA, 1775 nt
Organism: Vanessa tameamea
Lineage: Eukaryota; Metazoa; Arthropoda; Insecta; Lepidoptera; Nymphalidae
Gene: Aatf
Product: protein Aatf
Exons: 2
Coding region: 62-1756 (564 amino acids)
Biological process (GO): regulation of transcription by RNA polymerase II
Cellular component (GO): nucleus; nucleolus
Source: RefSeq, a predicted model, not a curated record